AUGCAAAAUUGGGGUCUGAACUGUUCUGAUGAUUGUGUGUUAUGUUCUGGUGGAAAGGAAUCAGCAGAACAUCUGUUUUUUGCUUGUUCUUUUUCUGCUACAAUUUGGCAAGCUGUGCUGAAGAAACUGGGAAUUCAUAGGAGGAGUGCAGGUCUUGCUUAUGAGCUUGGAGAGGCGGCUAAAGCUAGCAAGAAAACUGGUUGCAUUGCUAAGCUUUAUGUUAUGUGUUUCACAGAAGCAAUCUAUAGCAUUUGGCUUAUGAGGAAUUCUGUUGUUUUCAAGAAUCAUGUGAAAUCGUCUGAGUACUUUUGUUAA
This is a messenger RNA of Spinacia oleracea (spinach), 315 nucleotides long. RefSeq lists its product as uncharacterized. The transcript has a single exon. The coding region runs from base 1 to 315 and encodes 104 amino acids. The record is from RefSeq and is a predicted model, not a curated record. NCBI's taxonomy places the organism in Eukaryota, Viridiplantae, Streptophyta, Magnoliopsida, Caryophyllales, Amaranthaceae.